AUGGCAAAACUCGAGCACACUCUGUUUGACGAAUGGAUAACUUCGCCAGAGGCGCAGGAUACUUCAUGUGAGGUUGCCCAUGUGUUGCACGAGUAUCGAGCGGUUUUUCCCGAUACCUUACCUAAGGGAUUACCGCCGAAGCGCGCUCAUGAUCACCAUAUUCUACUUGUGCCCGGAAAACUUCCCGCGAAAUCUGCAGUAUACCGUAUGACCCCAGAUCAGCUCACAUUCCACAAACAGGAGACAGCUAAAUUAUCGGACAAUGGUUGGAUCGGACCGACUUAUUCGCCUACUUGCUCUCCUACGAUCAUGGUGGACAAACGUGAUGAUGGCUCCGGGGAGCGGAAGAUGCGUAUGGUUGUCAAUUACCAGGCUCUAAAUGCCCUUGCGAUAGCCCCUGAUUUUCCACUACCUCCCAUCCAAACCAUUCUGGAGAUGCUGGGAGGCGCCAAGUAUUUCUCCACCUUGGACCUGGAAGCAGGAUUCCAUCAAAUACGUAUGGCUAAGGAAGACCGGUGUAAGACGGCUUUCUGGUCCGUUCUCGGACAAUUCGAGUACCGAGUGAUGUCCUUCGGCCUUAAGGGUGCUCCCGCUACGUUCCAGGCCAAUAUUAAUGCCUAUCUACAACCCUUUUUGGGACAGAGCGUUAUUGCGUACCGAGAUGAUCUACUUAUCUAUAGUUCCGAUCUCUCUGGGCACGUUUCUCUUCUGCGACAAGUCCUAAGCAUUUUUCUUAGACACCAGUUCUACCCAAAAUUCCGCAAAUGCAAGUUUGCAAAGCAAACAAUUACAUAUCUGGGUUACACCAUUUCUGCUGCGGGGAUCAAACCUGCAGAAGAUAAAAUCGCAGCCAUCCGGCAUUGGCCAGAGGCGCUGGAGAACGAAACGCAAGUGCGCCAGUUCCUCGGUACCGUAAAUUACUAUCGCAUGUUCAUGGGACCGGACUAUGCAGACGUUGCCCGGCCGCUGGUUGAUCUAACACGUUAA
Molecule: messenger RNA, 987 nt
Organism: Eimeria necatrix
Lineage: Eukaryota; Apicomplexa; Conoidasida; Eucoccidiorida; Eimeriidae
Exons: 1
Coding region: 1-987 (328 amino acids)
Source: RefSeq, a predicted model, not a curated record